AUGGGCUGUGAGGUUGAUCGGGCCUUCAUCCAGGCCGUAGAGCACAGGCCCAAGCCCACGAUCAUCGAGGCGGGCGGAAUUCCGCUGAUUGAUCUCUCGCCGUUAAAUUCUGUCGGUCCCGGUGGUCUGCAGUCCCUUUCGGGCCUCAUCGCGGAGGUGGGGGCCGCCUGUAGGGAUUGGGGCUUCUUCCAAGUGAUCAACCAUGGCGUGCCGUUGGAUCUUCUAGACCAGAUCGGAUCGGCGGCGAAGCAAUUCUUCGCACUGUCGCCGGAGGAGAAGCAGAAAGUGCGGCGCGACGAAGUGAAUUCGCUGGGCUACUACGAUACCGAGCAUACCAAGAACGUGAGAGAUUGGAAGGAGGUUUUUGAUUUUGUUGUCCACGAUCCAACGGUGAUCCCAGCUUCCUACGAGCCUGAUGAUCAAGAAGUGCAGGAGUUGAGGAAUCGGUGGCCCACCUAUCCUCCUGAAUUGAGGUGA
This is a messenger RNA of Magnolia sinica, 477 nucleotides long. RefSeq names its product feruloyl CoA ortho-hydroxylase F6H1-3-like. The record is from RefSeq and is a predicted model, not a curated record. Lineage: Eukaryota; Viridiplantae; Streptophyta; Magnoliopsida; Magnoliales; Magnoliaceae. The transcript has a single exon. Bases 1 to 477 code for a protein of 158 amino acids.